This is a messenger RNA of Peromyscus eremicus (cactus mouse), 2922 nucleotides long. It is a transcript of the gene Gpr174, whose product is annotated as G protein-coupled receptor 174. Gene Ontology annotation, biological process: phospholipase C-activating G protein-coupled receptor signaling pathway; positive regulation of Rho protein signal transduction. The transcript has a single exon. Lineage: Eukaryota; Metazoa; Chordata; Mammalia; Rodentia; Cricetidae. Gene Ontology annotation, cellular component: membrane. Gene Ontology annotation, molecular function: G protein-coupled receptor activity. The coding region runs from base 527 to 1534 and encodes 335 amino acids. The record is from RefSeq and is a predicted model, not a curated record.
UAUAGAUCUGAAAAGGUCUCAGAAAAAAAGACCCACCAAUGCUAAUCAUCCUGGAAUAGCAGCAGACCUGCUGUGCACUGAAACAAACCUUUCUUCUGUGUGAACUGGGCCAAAAAGAAUCCAUGAAGUAUACUUCCAAACACCUGUAAAGUGAUGAUCAUCACAUGGGAAAUUGAGAAGCUCACAUAUGACAUAGUUCUGAACCAAAUGGGAGAUAUCCAACUGCCAUGAUGUUCCAGAAGGCCGUACUACAAAAUAAACAAGAGUAGAAAAUUUUAACCAUGUUUCAUGUGUGCUUGCACACUAGUUUUCUGUAGAUAUUGUAGACAAGUCCAAGGCAAACCUACAACCAUUUUUUUUAAAGUUCCCAAAUAAUAUACAGAGGCUAACAAUUGUGGCAAAAGGUUGUUUUAUAUUCUGUCCCUCUUACCCAUUGAUCAGCCAUCUUGUGAAAAAAUGCAGCAGUUACUUAUGGAUUUAGAUUUUGAAUGACCAUUAGGCAAAGACCAUUUCUCUAGAAAUAAUCAUGAUUGAUAAUUAUACAUGUAACAAGACUGAUGGAGACAAUACAGAUUUUCGGUACUUCAUUUAUGCAGUGACAUACACUGUUAUUCUUGUGCCAGGUCUCAUAGGGAACAUAUUAGCCUUGUGGGUAUUUUAUGGCUAUAUGAAAGAAACCAAAAGGGCUGUGGUAUUUAUGAUAAAUUUGGCCAUUGCUGACUUAUUGCAAAUUCUUUCUCUGCCACUGAGGAUCUUUUACUACUUGAACCAUGACUGGCCAUUCGGUCCUGGUCUCUGCAUGUUUUGUUUCUAUCUCAAAUAUGUUAACAUGUAUGCAAGCAUCUACUUCUUAGUCUGCAUCAGCGUACGAAGAUUUUGGUUUCUCAUGUACCCCUUUCGUUUCAAUGACUGCAAACAGAAAUAUGACUUGUAUAUCAGCAUUGUUGGCUGGCUGAUCAUCUGCCUUGCCUGCCUACUCUUUCCUCUCCUCAGAACCAAUGAUGAUACCCCAGGCAACAGAACCAAAUGCUUUGUGGAUCUUCCUACCAGGAAUGUCAAUCUGGCCCAAUCUGUAGCAAUGAUAACUAUUGGAGAGUUGGUUGGGUUUGUUACUCCUCUUAUGAUUGUCCUAUACUGUACCUGGAAAACAGCUUUAUCAUUACAAAAUAAAUACCCCAUCUCUCAACAUCUUGGAGAGAAAAAGAAAGCCUUGAAGAUGAUUCUGACCUGUGCAGGGGUAUUUCUGAUUUGCUUUGCACCGUAUCACUUCAGCUUUCCUUUAGAUUUCCUAGUUAAGUCCAAUGAAAUUAAGAGCUGCCUAGCCAGAAGAGUGAUUCUAAUAUUUCAUUCUGUGGCCCUGUGCCUGGCAAGUCUGAAUUCCUGCCUUGACCCAAUUAUAUAUUAUUUCACCACCAAUGAGUUCAGAAGACGUCUUUCAAGACAAGAUUUGCCUGAUAGCAUCCAACUCCAUACAAAAUCAUACAAAAUUGUGAGUAACCAUAACACCUCUACAAUGGCAACUGAACUAUGCUAAAUAAAACCCCAAACUAAACAUGGCCUAGAAUGAAAGUACCAGAACACAUUUGCAGUACCCUGUCAACAAGAUAGUACUCACAAAAGCAGUCACAACUUUUAAAUGUGUUCUAUAUUACUUAAAUGGGGAAUGCACAUAUUUAUGGCAGGACCUAUUUAGAACAUUAUGUUUCAUUAUCAUUGCUGGUGACAUGUCUAUGUAGUAAUGUAUGACCAAGUCUUUAAGACUUAAGUGGUAAAAUUUUAAUGACACUCUACGCACAUAUGCUCUCAGCUGGAGUCAUCAGCUUUGUCUGUGAACCUAAGUCACAAAGAGAUUACUAGCUCAAGCUCACCUUAAGUACUGAGUUUUCUUACCUGGGAUGAUGAAUUCAUCAGAGGGAAUGCAAUUGUCUAUUUGUAGUAGUGAUCACAAUUUGCAUUCCAACAACAUUUGGUUAUGUUUAAAGUUGGAUGAACAAUAUUUUAUGUACACAUAACAUUACAAAAAUAGAAUAAUUUUUAUCUCCAAGAUUUUAUUCCAUUCCAUGAUUUGAAAACUCCUAUGCUUGGUUUCUUCGGUUAGUGUCAAUAUGAAAUACUGUCACAUCUAAUGAGUGAAUGAAAUUAUGAAAUUAGGCUUUGGUAUUUUUAAACUAAGAACAACAAGACAUUCAUGACACACAAUUAUUUUCUGUGAUUGUAUAAAAUGCUACAUUGAAUAUUUCCGGGGCAGGUAGUUUUCUAGAGUCAACCCAAUAUGACUCAGAUGGCCUCUAGGCUUAAGAGAAAGGAAACAGGUGACAAUCACAGUACUAGCUCUCUUAAACUAGUUCCAAGGAACACCUUCAGAAAUGUAUGAACCUGCCUAAUAGAGAGAUUUUUUUCCCUCAUGUUUUAGAAUUAAAGAAAUCUAAUAGGUUACUGCACUUACUGAGCCUAUGGAAGAAACUGCGCCAAUUAUUCACUAAGCUUGGGCCAGAGUGAAAAGAUGAAGCAACUAUUGUCCUUCAUUCCCCAAGCUAAGUGGUUCCUGUAGGCGCAUCUACACAAGCCAGAGUAGGGCUUGAAGACACUGGUCAUGUGGGCUUUCAAGUCUGCAUUUUUGUUUCAGUUAAGUUUUACGAUUAUAAAGCCUACACAGAUUACCUCUCAGAAACUGUUAAAAGCAAUUUUUUUCACCUUUUGAGAAAAGUGGAGAUCAUUCCAGCAGCCUUAGGCACUCCUUAUAAAAGCUUUGCCUACUACCUACUUGGUACUAUUGAGCAGGAAAAACUGGGGUAUGUGGCUGUAAGUACUGGGAUAGUCUGAAUCAUGCUAUACAUUACAAAUAAGAUUACUUUUUAAAAUGUUUGAAUAAGAGAAUGGAAAGAGAACACACUCUUCUUUACAUUGGAAAAAAUGUGGAAA